This is a messenger RNA of Ramularia collo-cygni, 2637 nucleotides long. RefSeq names its product related to MNR2-manganese resistance protein. Lineage: Eukaryota; Fungi; Ascomycota; Dothideomycetes; Mycosphaerellales; Mycosphaerellaceae. Gene Ontology annotation, molecular function: magnesium ion transmembrane transporter activity. Gene Ontology annotation, cellular component: plasma membrane. The record is from RefSeq and is a predicted model, not a curated record. Gene Ontology annotation, biological process: magnesium ion transmembrane transport; intracellular magnesium ion homeostasis. The coding region runs from base 1 to 2637 and encodes 878 amino acids. The transcript has 2 exons.
AUGGCCUCCAGCUCGCGAGACGCCCUCGCUCGGAUCUCAGGGCCGGACUCGAUGGCCAAACCGGGAUCCGCUGCGAACGGCCCACCCGUCGACACCGACAUCCCCCUCAAGAAGAAGAAGAAGCACAGGGCGGGCAAAAAGCGGCGCAAUCGUCGCCAGAGCUUUGCGGCCCCGUCGGACGCGCCAACCGAGGAGGAGGCGGCGGGCGAGCGGCCGAGUCUGUUGGAUAUGCAGCGAACGUCGGCGAGUCAGCAGGCAUCCUUCUAUCGCCUGUCCGACAACCGAAGCAACACCAGUCUGGAGAGUGAGGCAUUGUUGGAUCAUCGCGAUCAUGGAUCCGCGAGAUCCAGACGGGAGACGCUCAAGUCCGGAUUUGCACGGGUCGCUCUGCCAUUCUCCGCACGACAUGGCAGUACUCCAAAUCCACAUCGCUCUUCUGAUGCCUCAACAUCUGGUGCCGGCGUAGGUGUCACCAGGUCCUCGGCUAGACACCGGGGGCAAGGAACAGCGGUGGCGAUUAGCGAGGACGAGGAGGACGGCGAUCCAAACGAUCAGACGCCUCUGUUGAGUAGGUCAACGCGUACUCUGCGCCCAGGAGACUCGCGACGCAACAGCGCGUCUGCCUAUGGUAGCCGGGGUGGGCAUAUGCGCAAGGCGUCGAAAUCCUCCCAAGCCAGCUCCCGUCCUCGAGGACUGGAGAUGCUCACGCACGCACGGAAUGCUCCAGCGGAGGAGACGCGCGAUGUGAACAAUCCUCCGUCUAUGCCAGGUUCGCCGAUGGUGGGAGCAGUGGAGGAUCCAUUCAUGGCGGGACUCGGCUCAAUGGGCUCAGAGCGAGGACGAGACACGCUCAUCAGCAUCGACGACGACUCGACCAGCUCAAGGCGAGCGAGUCGUAGGAGACCUACGGUGGCGGAGCUGGCCGAGAGGGAUGUCUGCUUUCCGGCAGAUGGGGACUCCGAGGCGUGUGAGGGAGAGGAUGAAGCUCAUCACGACGAAGCCCACCACUCCUCCUCGCGUCGUCAUAGGACACGGAGGCGAGCUUGGCCGGACCUGGAGGUGCUGGAGGAAUGGUCGCGCGAAGAAAAAGAGGAACGCACCCACCAGGACUUCCUCCGCGCAAAGAAAAUCUCCGAGCCCGUCAUGGUUGGCGGUCGUCUACGCCCUGCAAAGACCGUCUGGCAUCGAGGAGUGGAGGACGAGCCCUUCCGCUUUACUUACUUCAAUGAAACUCUGGACGGUACCAUUCACGCCAGAACCAUUGCAGACCUGCAGGACGACAUGACCUUCAAGGAGCUCUUCCUCCCCGAUCCAGUCGRGCUGAGUGAUGAUAGUGACGACGAGGACACUCCCGAAGAAAACUCCAUCAUGCGGCCUUCCAUCCAAGCCCAUCAUCGUGCCUCCAGCGACAGCAGGGCCAACAAUGCAGAGGUCAUGUCCACCAACGGCGACAUUCCCCCUUCAAUCCGUGCCGGCUCCAUUGCAGGGACCACCAAGAACGAAUCAGCUCCUGUUUCUGGACGAGACACUCCAAAGCAAACGUCACAUCAACAGAAGCAAUCUCGUCCAACAUUCUGGCUUGAUGUCCUGAAACCGACAGAGACCGAAAUGAAGGUUUUGUCGAAGGCGUUUGGAAUCCAUCAAUUGACCGCUGAAGACAUCCUCAUGGAUGAACCCCGCGAGAAGGUCGAGCUCUUCCAAUCCUACUACUUUGUCAACUACCGAACCUUCGAACAGGACAAGGACUCCGAAGAUUACAUGGAGCCCAUCAACAUGUACGUGAUUGUGUUCCGGGACGGAGUCAUCUCAUUCCAUCACUCAAUGUCACCCCAUCCCGCGAAUGUGCGAAGGCGAAUCCGUCAAUUGAACGAUUACAUGUCUCCCACCGCCGACUGGGUCAGUUACGCCAUCAUCGACGACAUCACUGAUGUUUACGGUCCAUUGGUUUCGGAGAUUGAGCAAGAAGUCGACAUCAUCGACGAAGAUAUCCUUUACAUGCACACCACUGCCGCCGACGCUGCAGAUCAAACAGGAGUAAAACAAAAGCCCGUCCCGAAGCAGAUCAAAGACUCUCGUCUUGGAACCAAGAAGACGGAGCGGUCCAGCUCUGUGGUCAGAAAGGAUGACGAGGAAAAGCCUGCGGAGAGCGGAGGCGAUUUGCUGAGGCGAGUCGGCGAGAGCCGCAAGAAAGUCAUGGGACUGUAUAGACUCUUGGGCAACAAGGCAGAUGUCAUCAAAGGAUUCGCCAAGAGAUGUAAUGAGCAUUGGGAGGUUGCGCCGAGGAGUGAGAUUGGGUUGUACUUGGGUGAUAUCCAGGAUCAUAUUGUCACCAUGACGGGUAACCUGGCGCAUUACGAAUCGUUAUUGUCGCGAGCCCAUGGCAACUACGUUGCACAGAUCAACAUCCGAAUGAACGAGCGAGCGGAACAGAACGCUGAUGUCCUCGGGAAAUUGACAGUAUUGGGAACGAUUGUGUUGCCGAUGAACAUUAUUACGGGAAUGUGGGGUAUGAACGUGUGGGUUCCUGGACAGGACAUCGAGGGAGAUUUGACGUGGUUCUUUUGUAUUACCGCUGGACUCGGCAUGUUUGCUAUCGUGUGUUAUGUGGUGGCGAAGAAGGUUUAUGGCAUUGUUUGA